AUGCCCCACGAAAGCCAUCCACGGCUGCCGGUUCCGCCGUCACAGUUGAUCUCCAGCACCAGGUACGAAGUCACGCCUAGUCUCGAAAUUCGAGAACAGCAGAAUACUGUACCACAGAUGCUUCACGACGCUCGGCCAUUGUUGCCACUUCAGCCCACACAAGUGGACUUCAGUACCAAGAGCGGAGCGAUGCUUGGGCCCAAACUCCGACUGCAGCAAGACGAUGUACCAACACAGCGGAUGCCCGGCGUCUCUCGACCAGCGUACCCGUCUUGGAGUCGUGCAAUAGGAAGCCACAGUCAAGACCCUCAGUUCGAUCUCGGGCGGCCCUCGACCGACAGCAGUGCAUGGCGCAAGCCCGAUGACGAGUACGAGGAGGACGACUCAGAAGAGGACGGAGAUCCCAACUCCUUUCCGCAGUUCAGUAAUCUUGAGCUAUCUCAACAGAGCCGCAAUGUUAUACAGCAAAGUCCUUUCCCGGCAGCCAGAGAGAGGGAGCCGAAUGAUGUCAAUGGUACUUCAAAAGAUGUGAAGGCAGACGAGGACCUCAAAACACCUGCGCUCGCUAGAGUGGAUCCAGACCCAGGUACCGCGAAGACUCCAGUCGUUUCGAGAAAUCCCGGGAUCAACGUUUUACUACUGUGCGCGGGUACGAUCUUCGCUGUGGUGCUCGGUGUUCUCGUCGUACCGCUUCACUCCUCGCUCUUCUCGACGCCAGGGGCGGGAAUUCUACUACCAGUACACUCGUUUCCUUCUCUUGAUAGCACGGUGGCUCAUCGACAUGCCUGGCAGCUGGAGCUAUCCAAGCUUGAGGCGCCAGUCGCAAGCUUAUCGGAGGCCAAAGGUCUUGUGAAUAUAUCGCGGGCCUGUAGAAAGGAGUCGUUACUACCGCCGACCUCUGUUCAAUCUGCGAUAGAAAGCAUUCGGAAGCUCAGCGCCGGUGUCAAGAGGGCCUGGACAGAUCAGCAGGGGCAUACAUUGGAGAAGGAAGAGCCUUUCACCCUGACAACUGCAAUAAGAAGGCCUGAGCUUGGUGCUCGGCAGCCUAACUGGCGGAACGUUGUACACGGACACGCUGUUAGCGUUGCACUCUUCUGGCGGAAGUGGCUAAAAGCUCGAUUGAGCUCGCCAGAGAUGGCGAUUUGGACACAAUAUCUCCCAACAGGCAUCCAUCACACUCUUCUCCCAAGAUUGGACCAUUUCAUUGCGUCUUAUCCGCCAAUAGCUUGGGCAAGAGAUAUCCGACACGCCAUAGCCGAGCUCGGCUCGCAGUUGGACCGCUGCUCGUGCUCCUCGAACCCAGUGACUUCAGUCGUACGACCUUGCCGCCUAUUGCAGAUUCCCGCCACGCUCCGCCGCCUCCAGGGCAUCCAUGAUGAAGCCCGCCGUCUUACAAGACUUUCUCGCUGCGACUCGGAUGAUGCUGGAUUGAGGUGUGUCACAGCUUCGGCGAAGGACCUCAUGGAAAUGACCCGGACGGCAAGGAGUGAGCUGCAAGCCUGGACGGAAGGAUGGCUGCACUUGCUCUUGGGCGGCUCGGGAAAGGAGAGCCUGCGUGAGAUGCUGGAGGGCGGUGAUGUCGCCGAUGAGGUGCUGUGGCAGUUGUGGGCGGCGGGCCGAGACAGCCGUCAGGAGUUGCUGGUAUGGAUGGCGAGGGUAGAGGACGUGAUAUGGGCGGGUGUCGACGCCAUACAAGGUUGA
Lecanosticta acicola is the source of this 1701-nucleotide messenger RNA. Lineage: Eukaryota; Fungi; Ascomycota; Dothideomycetes; Mycosphaerellales; Mycosphaerellaceae. The record is from the annotation of a GenBank genome assembly.